This is a messenger RNA of Syngnathoides biaculeatus (alligator pipefish), 5090 nucleotides long. RefSeq names its product F-box/WD repeat-containing protein 7. Bases 372 to 2033 code for a protein of 553 amino acids. Gene Ontology annotation, molecular function: ubiquitin binding. The record is from RefSeq and is a predicted model, not a curated record. Gene Ontology annotation, biological process: proteasome-mediated ubiquitin-dependent protein catabolic process; ubiquitin recycling. The transcript is spliced from 11 exons. Gene Ontology annotation, cellular component: cytoplasm; nucleus. Lineage: Eukaryota; Metazoa; Chordata; Actinopteri; Syngnathiformes; Syngnathidae.
CCUCCGAUUCUCACUCCCAGCUCGCCGGUGCUCGAGCCUCCUUCCAGUCGAACGCCGCAUCGCGUCGUUAACGCGGAUACGAGUCUCCGUUUUCGAGCCGGGGCGGUCGGACUGGAGCUCAUCGUCGCCAUCGCCGGGAGGGGUGGGGGCGGUUCUACCGAAAGCGACGCGGGCAGAGGGGUGACGUGCCCGAGCAUGUUCACACCCGAGGCGGCGUCGGAUCUACCUGCAAGUCGGCCGCCGGCCUCACGCCGUCACAGCCCCGCCACCGCCCCCGCCGAGGCACCGCCACACUCCAGUCAGCGUCACUGAGCAGGAAGGAAGCGUUCGCCGGCUCCGGGGAAAAAAAAAAAAAAAAAAAAAGCAGCACCAUGGGGUUCUACGGCACUUUGAAGAUGAUUUUCUACAAAAUGAAGAGAAAGUUGGACCAUGGUCCAGAGGUCCGAUCUUUCCCUUCAGGAAAAAAGCCCUGCAAAGGUCCCGAGUACCAGAGCCCAACGGGAAUCGUGCCGUGCCCGGCCACACCCACCACGUUCGGACACAUCCGGGCAGCCAACGGGCAGGGCCAGCAGAGGCGCCGCAUCACCUCCAUCCAGCCACCGUCGGGGCUCCAGGAAUGGCUCCGGACUUUUCAGAGCUGGACCGGCCCUGAGAAGUUGCUUGCGCUGGACGAGUUGAUAGACAUCUGCGAGCCCACGCAGGUCAAGCAUAUGAUGCAGGUCAUCGAGCCGCAGUUUCAGCGCGACUUCAUCUCCUUGCUCCCCAAAGAGCUGGCGUUGUACGUGCUCUCAUUCCUGGAACCCAAGGACCUCCUCCAGGCAGCCCAGACGUGUCGCUACUGGCGCAUUCUGGCGGAGGACAACUUGCUGUGGAGGGAAAAAUGCAGAGAAGAAGGUAUCGAUGAGCCUUUGCCCCUCAAGAAGAGGAAAAUCGUCAAGCCCGGCUUCAUUCACAGCCCCUGGAAGAGUGCCUACAUCAGGCAGCACAGAAUAGACACUAACUGGAGGAGAGGGGACCUCAAAUCACCCAAGGUGCUGAAAGGUCACGAUGACCACGUAAUCACCUGCCUUCAAUUCUGCGGCAACCGCAUCGUCAGCGGCUCUGACGAUAACACGCUGAAAGUCUGGUCAGCUAUCACGGGAAAGUGUCUGCGAACGUUGGUGGGCCAUACAGGCGGUGUGUGGUCGUCGCAGAUGCGCGACAACAUCAUCAUCAGCGGCUCCACCGAUCGCACACUCAAGGUCUGGAAUGCAGAGACGGGAGAAUGUAUCCACACCCUGUACGGGCAUACCUCAACAGUGCGCUGUAUGCAUCUGCACGAGAAAAGGGUCGUGAGUGGCUCUCGGGAUGCUACACUGCGCGUAUGGGACAUCGAGACGGGCCAGUGUUUACAUGUCCUGAUGGGCCACGUGGCGGCAGUGCGCUGUGUCCAAUACGACGGGCGGCGGGUAGUCAGUGGUGCCUACGACUUCAUGGUCAAAGUGUGGGACCCAGAGACUGAGACGUGCCUCCACACGCUGCAGGGCCACACCAACCGGGUGUACUCGUUACAAUUUGACGGAAUCCACGUGGUGAGCGGCUCGCUGGACACGUCCAUCCGAGUGUGGGACGUGGAGACGGGAAACUGCAUCCACACGCUGACUGGCCACCAGUCCCUCACCAGCGGCAUGGAGCUCAAAGACAACAUCUUGGUGUCUGGGAACGCCGACUCCACCGUCAAGAUCUGGGACAUCAAGACGGGCCAGUGUCUGCAAACGCUGCAAGGUCCGCACAAGCACCAGAGCGCCGUCACGUGCCUGCAGUUCAACAAGAACUUUGUGAUCACCAGCUCGGACGACGGAACGGUCAAGCUGUGGGACCUGAAGACGGGCGAGUUCAUCCGCAACUUGGUGACUCUGGAGAGCGGCGGCAGCGGCGGCGUGGUGUGGCGGAUACGGGCCUCCAACACCAAGCUGGUGUGCGCCGUGGGCAGCCGCAACGGCACCGAGGAGACCAAACUGCUCGUGCUCGACUUUGACGUUGACAUGAAGUGAACGCAGGGCGGCUGCGCAGUUGUUACGGGGGGUGGGGGGGCUGCAAGGAGGGACGAGCUGGGGUGGAAGGGGUAACGGGGGGUCUCGAAAAGCUACAGCAAAUCACUCGAAAGCGACGCCGAUCACGAGAACCACCUCGUGAAACCCGGGGAAGGAGAUCUCAGCUGAAUUUCACUUUGUCGUCGUUCCUGCUCUGUUCGUUUGGUCCUGGUCUGAUCCGCGGCGAGAUCAACUGUGAAUUUCAAAAUCGUUUUCCCCUGCCUUCCUGUAGUUAACGGCAACAGAUCCCAGUAUUAGAAACCCGCCUUUCCUCACUUCAAUGUUAGGGUGGGGGGACAAGAACAGGAUCGCUUAUCAAUGCUGUUCAAUGUUUCCAGUUUGUGUUCCGGUCUUUUGAGGCCUUGAGAUGUGCUGCCCACUGACCUCCCCGUGUAUUAAGGGGGAAUAGGAACCAAAAUGCGCUCCAGUUUUUUCCUCCCAUUUGUUCCGCCGCAGAGAAUUUUGCAUCAGUCUACGCCCCGCCGAACACCCUCCCACCUCAUCUUACGUUGGAAGAAAACAGGAACAUGAAUGCUGUCCAGCUCUUCACUUGAGCUUGGCGGUGUGUUCCUCCAGUCUUCUGCGAACAGGAAUUCUGAUGCACCACAACCCCCAAAUUGAAGCAGAACCGUAAAUGUUAAGCUUGGUGGACUGUUCCAUCCUUCUGAGAUGUUGAAUUCUGCUGCACGUCAAGCGUCCACAAAUAAAAACCGUAACGGGAAUGCCAGUAGUGUCCAAAGUGUUCCAUUUUGAUCUUGGGGUGUUCCAGUCAACCUCACAGCACAUUUCUGCAAGGAGGGAACAGGACGCCAUUGAAGUCCAGAGUUUUUCAGCCUAGCUCGUGCAGUAAUACAACCUUUACAAGCCACGAAUUCUUCUGCCCCCUCCCUCACCUACAAAAUCUCGACAGGAACAUCAAUAACUGGGUGUGUGUUCCAGCCUCACAACAUUUUUGCAAGGAAGGAAAAAAAAUCACAUUGUCAGGAGCGCCCAUUCUGUCCAGAGGUUUUCACUCGAGCAUAUGGUUGGAGUCCUACCUUCCAAGGUUAAGAGUUUUUCUUCAAAGGACAGGAACGGCAAUUCUGUCCAGUGUUGUUUGUCUACCUGGUGAGGUUUUUCGACUGCUCAUUAAUUUCUCCAGGAACAGGAAAAUCACUGCGGUUUCUUGAGACUUGCUAGUCGUGUGUUUUUGCUUCCAAUCUCCCACAACAUCUUACAGGAGAGUAAAAAGGGGAGCGUCCAAUGCUGUCCAGAUGGUGCUCCCGUUGAAUCCACCACGUCGCCGCUGUAAUUAAAAAAAAAAAAAAAUAUAAGAAUAAUAAUCUUAGAACAUCAAAGCUGUCCUCAGUUUUUCGGUCCAGUAUUCCAAGCUUCCUAAGGCCAGUGCGCAGCCACCCAGCCCCCUCCACGCUCGUCGUCCUCCUCGACCCGCUCCCGCCUCCCAGCUCGUGGCCAAACUCGACUAAUGCUGCUAGAUGAACCGGUGUGGGACGAAAAUAGAACUUUUGACUUUUUCGCUGUGACGUUUUAGUCCCAGGCGAAAUUCCAAUUUGAACUGUUUUCUCGAGAGGGUGUGAAAGAAAAUAUAUAUUAAGAAAAAAAAAAUCCUACUUUUUUUUUUUUUUUUUUUGCCACUGAAACUUGAGCCAAACGUGCCUCUACGAGGCGGAGAGGACGGGAUCGCCUGCGAAUAAAAGGAAGGAAGCAUGAGUGUUUGCGUACUCGCAGACUUGUUCCACAUUCCUCGGGACAACUAAGCAGGAAGAUAUCAAUGCUGCGUGGACAAUACGACUGAUUAAAAAAAAAAAAAAAGAAAGAAAAAAAACACUUUACAGGAUGUGAAAGGAAAAAAGAAUGAACAAACGUCCUGGCGUGUGAUUUGGUUGUCGUCCGUGGAGGGCCUGCUUACCCGUUGGUUAUCGGUGGGUGGCAGCUCCGGUGUUGUACACGAUGGGCAAAAAUAAAGGUGAACCAUGUAGCCAAAAUGUCUCCAAAAGUCACAAGCUGAACUGUGAAAGUGGUUGUAACACUGUAUAUUAAAACAAAACAAAAAAACAAACAAAACAAAACAAUCUUGCUUUCUCUCCUCGUUUUUCUCCCGGUGUUUUAAUUUAUGGUCUGGUUUGACAAAUCAGAUUUAACUUUUUUUUUUUUUUUUUUUUUUUUUUUUGCCAGUUCACUUCAUGUAAAACUGCCUGGCAAAAAAAAAAAGACUAGAUGGAUGGAAAGAAAAAAAGGGAUUUUUUGUGUAUUUGUUUCAUUCACUUAGAAUUUUAUUUUCUUAUAACUUAAAGUGCAAUAAAAUGUGGGUUUAUUUUCCUUUAUUUUUUUGUUUUCAUUUCAAGCGAAGAUCCGUUGUCUGUUUUGUUACUUUGUGUGAAGGAAUCUUCUAUGUUGAAUAAAGAAAAUUAUUUGGGUAAUCGUGUCGUGACAAGGAGUAAUUUGAAUUGCUGUUUGUGUUUUGGCUCGAUUUGAUAGGGCGAGAAAAAUGCUGCUUCCCACUCAUUGGUUGAAAAUAUUUGUCAUUUUGUUUGACUACACAUGAUUAGAAAGUACCAAAAUAAACUUAGCUUGGACCAUUGCUGCUCUAAAUGCUGCAAUGUAUACUCCACGGCCUUGACUCUGCUGCGUUUGCUGCCCUCAGUCUCCUGGUGGAUAAAAUUGCAGUCUCGUUGUAAUGUUUUGAGAGUUCUUUGCUAGAAAUGACCAAAAUAAAACAUACGCUAGCAUCAGCUAAAACCUGUUGCCGUGUCUUAGCUUCGGAAGCUGUGCUACGACGCUCCGCAGUCUCCAUUUUGCUGCAGCACUCCCAUUUUUGUGCCCUUAGCUGCUCAUAUAAAAUUGAUAGAAACAACCAAAUUAAUGCAAAUUUUAACGUUGGUGUGUCCUGUUGCUGUGCCUACAUCCGCGCGCUUGCGUUAUACUCCACAGUCUCCACUUUGCUGCUGCAGCCUCCUCAAAUAGAACUGCUGUCUGUAACAUUUUAGAAAUGAGCAAAAUAAACAUAAAUGCUAACUG